Pomacea canaliculata is the source of this 1177-nucleotide messenger RNA. RefSeq names its product V-type proton ATPase subunit F-like. Gene Ontology annotation, cellular component: membrane; proton-transporting V-type ATPase, V1 domain. Bases 62 to 433 code for a protein of 123 amino acids. Gene Ontology annotation, biological process: proton transmembrane transport. Lineage: Eukaryota; Metazoa; Mollusca; Gastropoda; Architaenioglossa; Ampullariidae. Gene Ontology annotation, molecular function: proton-transporting ATPase activity, rotational mechanism. The transcript has 5 exons. The record is from RefSeq and is a predicted model, not a curated record.
CGAAAGUAGAAGGUUUUUCUUUCAUCCUUCUUCAUAAAUCACAUGAUAAAUAUUGUACAAAAUGGCGACUGCAGCCGCUCGUGGAAGACUCAUCGCUGUAAUUGGGGAUGAGGACACAUGCACUGGCUUCAUUUUAGGGGGCAUCGGAGAGAUUAACAAGAACAGGCAACCCAAUUUUCUGGUGGUGGACAAAGUAAAUACAAGUAUAGGAGAGAUUGAAGACUGCUUCAGAGGCUUCUUGAAGAGAGAUGACAUUGCAAUUAUUCUGAUCAACCAGACUAUUGCAGAGAUGAUUCGUCAUGUGAUAGAUAAGCACAUCAGCCCCAUUCCUACAGUACUUGAGAUACCCAGUAAAGAUUCCCCCUAUGAUGCUUCCAAAGAUUCUAUACUCCGGCGUGCUAAGGGAAUGUUUUCUGCUGAAGAUUUCCGCUAAACAAGGACCUAUGAUCUGUCCUGGGGUUUUUUUUCUUCUCCACCAGUAUAUUAUGGCUGUAUGUCACCACUCUGACACAUAUGUAUCUGAUGCCCUCUAGCUUUGACGAAGGUUUUAAAAAAAUUUUAAGACAAACAGUAAUUUUACAACUACAGAUUUUUGUCCAUUUCACAAGUGACAUGAAUUAAACUUUGAAUUGUCUCCCUUAAUAUUUUCUUUUACUAAUGAAAUGGGGAUUCCUAUUCCACGUGUCCUGGCCUGAGAUCCACAUUGUGUCAUUAGUAAAAGAAUAAGAAAAAUGAAACCUUUGUAUCAUAACUCUUGUCAACAAAUAUUUCCAGGUAGUGUCCCUGAAGUAUUUGGCUUCAUUUGACAUAAAUACUUGCAGUCAUCAUAGUGCAGUUACAGAACAAUAUCAUUCCAAAAUAAUUUUUAUGAAGAGAUUUCUUGGGAUAAUGGGUCAGAGUAUUCAUUUUACAUCUAUAUUUUGUGAGAUUAUUUAAUCGCAAACAUUGAAUCAAAUUUCUUCAUUUGCUGCCUUAUUUAUUUUGCAUAAUAGGUGUAAAUUAAAGGUUGACUAAAUUGCUGACUCAGUUUACUUACUGUUCAUUGGUUUGUAAGCGCAUAGAGAUCAACAUAUGGAUGAACAUGUUGUGAGUUUUGUUGGAGCUGCUUUUAUCAAGUGUGAGCUGUUAUGAAAUGGCAGUAGAGAACUAUGUAUGAAGAAAGUAAAUCUAUCCAAGA